UUGGGGAUGGUUGACUAUGCGGGCUGCACACAUCAGGGAUGGGUUAACUGGUUAAGCUCAAUUCAGAUGGAUCCUCCACUUCCAACUAUGGUGACAGCGUUGGUGGCCACCAACAGAGAUCACAAAUGGCCUGCAAUCAAUUGUCCAGCUCUAGAAGACCUUGAGACAGCCUUUUCCUGCUUGAAAUCUGCAAGUGGCACUGACAUUGCGGUUGUCAAGCUUUUCUUCUUCUUCUUGAGCGUUUUGCAUCAUCUUACUAACAUUGUCUUAACUACUUCUUCUUCUUCUUGUCUUAAUUUCUUGUUUAGGUUGUCAAGCUUUUCUUCUUCUUCUUCUUCUUCUUCUUCUUGAGCGUUUUGCAUCAUCUUACUAACAUUGUCUUAACAACUUCUUCUUCUUUUUUUUGAGCGUUUUGCAUCAUCUUACUAACAUUGUCUUAACUACUACUUCUUCUUCUUCUUCUUUUUGAGCGUUUUGCAUCAUCGUACUCUUCUUCUUCUUCUUCUUCUCGAGCGUUUUGCAUCAUCUUACUAACAUUGUCUUAACUACUUCUUCUUCUUCUUCUUCUUCUUGAGCGUUUUGCAUCAUCGUACUAGGUUGUCAAGCUUUUUCUUCUUCUUCUUCUUCUUCUUCUUCUUCUUCUUCUUCUUCUUCUUCUUGAGCGUUUUGCAUCAUCGUACUAACAUUGUCUUAAUUUCUUCUUCUGCUUUUCUUCUUCUUCUUCUUUUUGAGCGUUUUGCAUCAUCGUACUCUUCUUCUUCUUCUUCUUCUUGAGCGUUUUGCAUCAUCUUACUAACAUUGUCUUAACUACUUCUUCUUCUUCUUCUUCUUCUUCUCCUCCUCCUCCUUCUCCUCCUCCUCUUUGAGUGUUUUGCAUCAUCGUACUAGGUUGUCAAGCUUUUCUUCUUCUUCUUCUUUUUGAGCAUUUUGCAUCAUCGUACUAACAUUGUCUUAACUUUUUCUUCUUCUUGCAUCAUCUUACUAACGUUGUCUUAAUUUCUUGUUUAGGUUGUCAAGCUUUUCUUCUUCUUUUCGAGCGUUUUGCAUCAUCGUACUAGGUUGUCAAGCUUUUCUUCUUCUUCUUCUUUUUGAGCGUUUUGCAUCAUCGUACUAACAUUGUCUUAACUUCUUCUUCUUCUUGCAUCAUCUUACUAACGUUGUCUUAAUUUCUUGUUUAGGUUGUCAAGCUUUUCUUCUUCUUCUUCUUCUUCUUCUUCUUCUUGAGCGUUUUGCAUCAUCUUACUAACAUUGUCUUAACUUUUUCUUCUUCUUCUUUUUUGAGCGUUUUGCAUCAUCUUACUAACAUUGUCUUAACU
This is a messenger RNA of Rubroshorea leprosula, 1316 nucleotides long. The record is from the annotation of a GenBank genome assembly. Lineage: Eukaryota; Viridiplantae; Streptophyta; Magnoliopsida; Malvales; Dipterocarpaceae.